Messenger RNA from Mangifera indica (mango), 2397 nucleotides. RefSeq lists its product as uncharacterized. The transcript has 11 exons. Bases 256 to 2004 code for a protein of 582 amino acids. NCBI's taxonomy places the organism in Eukaryota, Viridiplantae, Streptophyta, Magnoliopsida, Sapindales, Anacardiaceae. The record is from RefSeq and is a predicted model, not a curated record.
GCUUGCUUCAGCCUUCAUCAACACACCGAUCAUUAUCAGUUUCAUCACGUCUUCAACUGUUCUUUCAACUGUCUUUCCUUCCAUCCACAAACCCCGUAUCAUCUUUUUUCUGUUUUUAACCUUUUUUUAAUUUAAUUUCAUCUUCAAACUUCAACGUUCAUAAGGAUUCAAAGUGGAGGCUAUUAUUGAUUUGUGUGGAGUGUGAGAUAGAUUCACUGUGUGAAGUUUGUGGAGAUCUAAAGAGUUACGGAAUCAAUGGAGCCACCCCGAGGUUUUUGGGCUUCUUUAUGGAGCUUUAUUUGUUUUCUUCCUUACUUCUUCGGGUUGCUUCUUCUGGGUGUCAUAAAGGGAAUCAUUUUCUUCCCAUUUAUAUGCCUUAUCAUGACAACUGGAAACUCGGCUAUCAUAUUGGGACUCUUGCCAGUACAUGUUUUCUGGACUUACCAUUCCAUUUUGAGAUGUGAACGAUUAGGGCCAGUUUUGAAGCUUGUUAUCUGCAUAUGCAUGCCAGUCUUGUUGGUUUUGUGGCCAGUAGUUGGCAUUGUUGGAAGCAUCAUUGUGGGAGCACUUUAUGGCUUUCUUUCACCAAUUUUUGCCACUUUUGAUGCUGUUGGAGAAGGGAAAGAAAAUGAUUUGUUCCACUGUUUUUAUGAUGGAACUUGGAGCACUGUAAAACACAGCUUCAUUGUAGUCAGAGAUUUUCGAGACGUUUGUUUCCAUUCAUACUUUUCAGUUAUGGAUGACCUGAAGCAGAAAAGGACAGAUGGAAAAUAUUACGAGAUAAGAUUGCUUGAUAUUCCUGGUGCUAUCAUAGCUGGGGUGCUCGGUGUACUGGUUGAUGUUCCAUUGAUCUCAGUCAUUGCCAUAUUCAAGAGCCCCUAUAUGCUCUUUAAGGGGUGGCAUCAAUUGUUUCAUGACCUUAUAGGUCGAGAAGGCCCAUUUUUAGAGACUAUAUGUGUACCGUUUGCGGGUCUUGCCAUUCUACUCUGGCCAUUGGCUGUUGUUGGGGCAGUUUUAGGCUCCAUUCUAGCUACCAUCUUCCUUGGUGCUUAUGCUGGGAUAGUUGUUUAUCAGGAGUCCUCUUUUUGGUUUGGUCUCUGCUAUAUUGUUGCUUCCUUGUCCAUUUAUGAUGAGUACAGCAAUGACAUUCUUGGCAUGCGUGAAGGAUCCUGCUUUCCUAGGCCCCGGUACCAAAAGAAGACACAGCUGUCACGGACCAGUUCUCACAGAACUUCUUUCUCAAAGUCCAAUUCCUUCAAAUAUCCUCCCUCUCGCUCUGGUUCAUUCAAGCCUCCGACUGAAUUUAAGCCAUUUGAGCUGUUUGAGGCCUUACUGAAGGAGUGUAAACAACAUGGGGAAAUCAUGAUUGUCAAAGGACUAAUAACCGGUAAAGACAUUGAAGAUGCCAAAUCUAAUAAUGGCAGUAGAGUGGUUAGGAUUGGCUUGCUAGCUUAUUGCCUUUUUAAGGGACUUGUGCACUCUGCAAAAGCCAACUCAUCUGGAAUAUUGAUAGCUGACAGUGUUUCUGAGAUAACUACCACAAACAGACCAAAAGAUGCUUUCUUUGAUUGGUUUCUUAACCCCUUUCUGAUAAUGAAGGAUCAGAUUAGAGCGGAAAACCUUUCAGAGGAAGAAGAGGACUACCUAGGAAAAUUAGUUCUGUUGUGUGGUGAUAUUGCAAGGUUGAAAAACUCAAAUAGUUACUCACCACCUGAAUCUGAGCGUAAACGAGCUGAACUUGAUGCAUUAGCAAGAAGGCUGAUAGGACUCACCAAAUCUAUCUCAAGAUAUCCAACUUUUCGCCGUCAUUUUGAGAGUCUCAUAGAGACCCUAUCAGAAUAUCUUGCCAAGAAGAAUAGUGACUGUAAAUCAACUGAUAGACCUCAGAAAAUACAAAGAUCCAAGAGUGCAUUUGCCCAGAUCCAGAAAUCAUUUCAAAGGAUAACAAGCAACAACAGAUCUGAUCAAGGGUCAACAACUCUUAGGGAUGUCGACAUCUUAUGAUGGGGACGCUACUGUAGGGUCAAUAGCAUUCUCAUCUUUAUAUUCUCUUUGCUGCACAUAUAAGCAGAAAAAUUCAUUUUUAGAAUGAUCCUGUUCAUCUGUCAUCUUCUUAUGGUAGCUGGCACUGGGGGAGAAAGAACACAAAUGUGCACGAUGAAUGAAAUAUAACAAGUUCCCGCCACUGUCAAAAUUGCCUUCGUAUGUAGAGCUUCUGGCGUUAAAUAUCAUGGUAACUGUAAAUUCAACAUUUUUUGAGCCAUUAUACCCACAUGAGCUGACAAAUAAAUUAGCUUUGUAUUGGUCUGUUUGAUUGUAAACUGUGUUUUAUACUCCAACCGAUGUUGUCAUUUCAUCCUCUUCAGCCUGAUACAAUAAAGCUGGUUGAUACUUAAA